Messenger RNA from Penicillium atrosanguineum, 903 nucleotides. RefSeq names its product pyrroline-5-carboxylate reductase family protein. The record is from RefSeq and is a predicted model, not a curated record. Gene Ontology annotation, biological process: L-proline biosynthetic process. Lineage: Eukaryota; Fungi; Ascomycota; Eurotiomycetes; Eurotiales; Aspergillaceae. The transcript has 2 exons. Gene Ontology annotation, molecular function: pyrroline-5-carboxylate reductase activity. Bases 1 to 903 code for a protein of 300 amino acids.
AUGGCUAAAUCCAAGAGCUCAACUCUGUGCUUAUUAGGAUGUGGAAACCUAGGAGGUGCUAUUCUCAACAGCUUGCUCAACUUGGCGUCAGAAGAGGCUCUAUUCACCAAAUACAUCGCCUGCGUGCGUAGUGAAGGCUCGGCACAUAAGCUGACGGAGCGAUUCCCCAGCCAUCUGGAUAAAUUGUCAAUCUACCGAGGCGACAAUGUCAAGGCCGUGCGAGAGUCUGAUGUGAUCAUCUUAGGCGUUGACCCCGCCGAUAUGGCGAAAGUCCUGACACAACAUGCACUGCGCGAUGCACUGCAAGAUAAGCUCCUCAUCAGCAUUGCUGCCGGCUGGACGAGACACAAGCUCGAGCAGACCAUCUACGGAAGCGAAACAACCGCGGCCAACAAAUUGGGCCGAGCCUGGGUGAUUCGUACUCUCCCCAACAUCGCCGCCCAAGUAUCCCAAUCCCUCACAGCAAUUGAGGUCUCGGAGCCUACCCCGCCCGAGCACUACCUCCAAAUCACAACCGCGAUCUUCGAAAAGAUCGGCCGCGCGGUUCAAAUCGAGCCUAGAUUGAUGAAUGCGACCACGGCAGUUGGAGGUUCCACCCCGGCUUUCUUCGCUGUGAUCUGCGACGCGCUUAUUGAUGCAGCCGUGGCGGUCGGCGUUCCUAGGGAUUUGGCGCAUACCAUGAUUUUUCAAUCUAUGCAAGGAACCGCCACAAUGCUGCAGGGAGGAAUGCAUCCGGCUGUACUCCGAGACCAAGGAACCUCCCCUGAAGGUUGCACGAUUGGCGGUUUGAUGGUUAUGGAAGAAGCAGGUGUUCGCGGCCAUAUCGGGCGGGCUCUUCGAGAAGCCGUGACUCUGGCCCGGUUGAUGGAGACGACGGAACAUGUCAAUGAUACCAAACAUUAA